CCGUCACAGGCGGGGGAAUAGUUCCCCCUUUGCAAGAGCCCUCGAGAACAUGAGUCAACACUGAGAAAAGGGGGAUGUGAAAGGACCCGGGACAGACCCCAUGCCAGACACUGCUCAGGCUCACCAGGAAGGCUUCGCUCCCAUUUUCCAAGCGAUAAUUCCAGCAAAACUCCUGGAGAUCCCAUUCCAGGGACAGCAGCUGGCGAGUGUGAGGUGAUGUGAGACUGCAAUGCGUCUGCUCCAGUGGAAUUCUCCAGGCUGCGAGAGGAAAGAAGGUCAGACUCUUCUGGCUGUGUGAGUGGAAGGAGAAGCAGCAGAGGUGUCACAAUGGACACGUCCUUUGCCACAGAAAGAGUCAGCCCUGCUUGCUGGAGCCAAUCCAGUGGGAUGGCAUCUAACAGGAGCUGGAGUGAGGACAACCCCUACAACUGGACCGACUGUGAAAGCAGCCACUUGAGCAAAGUCCCUGUCACGCUCCUCAUCUGCCUCUGUGGGAUGGUUGGGAAUGGGGCUGUCCUCUGGCUCCUCGGCUUCCACAUCCACAGGAACCCCGUCACCAUCUUCAUCCUCAACCUGGCCAUGGCUGACUUCACCUUCCUCCUCUCCAUCACCGUCAGUCUGGGGAUAUUUUAUGUACCCGAGAGCCUCUGUCAUGAGCUGGGCUCACGGGGAGUGACAACUGUGCUGAACAUCACCAUCCUGUUUGCCUUCACUGCCAGUGUCUACCUGCUGACAGCCUUCAGUGCUGUGACAGCUCUGUCUGUCCUCCCCAUGUCCCACUGUCCCUGCCACCACUCCCAGUGCUUCCCAGUGCUCCUGUGUGCCCUGCUCUGGGUCCUCUCCUUCCUGCUCACCAUGACCCUCUACUCCCACCCUUCAGCACUCAUCGCCUUCGUCCUGAGCUACCUCUUAUCGGUGCUCACCCUGAUCUGCUCUGGUCUAACCCUGCUUGUUUUCCUGUGCUGCUCACGGAAACAUCCUCCAAGGAAGCUCUGUGCUGUGGUCCUUCUGGCUGUCAUCUUCUUCCCCUUCUUCACUGCUGAUUUUGGGUACUGGCUCUUGCUCAGGGUGUUUGAUUUUUCCAUCUUUGUCCUCAACGCCUCCCUCCCGCUCGCCUGUGCCAACAGCAGCGUCCACCCUCUUAUUUACUUCUUGGCUGGGAGCUGUGCAAAGAAGUUUACACUCUCUGUUAGUGCUGCCUUCCAGAGGACUUUUGAAGAUGUGUCAGAGCCUCAAAAUAGAGACAACACAGUGGAAUCAUCAUAAAAUGAAAUAAUCAUAAAAUAGAAUCAUAAAAUAUCCUGAG
Molecule: messenger RNA, 1306 nt
Organism: Neopelma chrysocephalum (saffron-crested tyrant-manakin)
Lineage: Eukaryota; Metazoa; Chordata; Aves; Passeriformes; Pipridae
Product: mas-related G-protein coupled receptor member H-like
Exons: 2
Coding region: 328-1266 (312 amino acids)
Biological process (GO): G protein-coupled receptor signaling pathway
Cellular component (GO): membrane
Molecular function (GO): G protein-coupled receptor activity
Source: RefSeq, a predicted model, not a curated record